Molecule: messenger RNA, 6312 nt
Organism: Plasmodium malariae
Lineage: Eukaryota; Apicomplexa; Aconoidasida; Haemosporida; Plasmodiidae
Product: conserved Plasmodium protein, unknown function
Exons: 2
Coding region: 1-6312 (2103 amino acids)
Source: RefSeq, a predicted model, not a curated record
AUGAUAUGUUACCUUUUCAUUCUCAUUUUUGUGUCGGAAUUUUGGCAAAAAUUGAGCAGUCAAUUUUGUAAUCGUAAAAACAUCAAAGAGGCCGAUUCAUUAUUACUAAAUGUUAAAACUAAAAUUAAUAAGAGAAAGUAUAAGCUUUACAGAAGUAGUAAUAAGUUUUCAACAAGUGAGAUAGAAAAUAUAUUUUCAAAAUUAAAAAAUAUUAAUGUACUUUCAAAAAUUAAAAGGACUGGUUUUACCUUGUUAAAGAAGGUAGGUUUCCACAUAAAGGAUACCUCUUCUUUGGAAAGAUCAUGCUGUUUCAAUUACUACCUGUGUAAUUAUAUAAAAAGAAAAUGUCCAAGCGUAUGUACAACCUAUAUAAAUGGUAACGACGUUAAUGAAAAUAAUAAUGAUAAUGAUGAAUAUAGUGAUAGUAAUAAUAACGCACUGCUAGAUAACUAUGCGAAAAAAUUAAUUAUUACAAAUAAUAAAGAAAAGAGCGGAUCGUUAAAUUCCUUGAAAAAUGUAAACUCCGUUUGUGAAGGUGAUACCUUUUUCAUUGCGAACAAAAAUUAUUUUAAAAACGUAAAGCAUGUUACGUACAGAGGUAAAACUACUACUCAGGCUUUUAUCUCAUCAACUAACAAUAUAAAAAUUAAGCGUAACAGGUUUAAGUUGUUUAGGACAUUCACUUACUGGGGGAGAGAAAACUUCUUUUGCACUGAGCAAAGCAGCAUGCACAAAUUAACCAAGUCUAAUAACGUUUUUUCCCUUAAAAAUAAGAACACAAGUUGUAGCAGUUGCAACAUGUUAGACUGUGGUAAUAGUUGCGUAAAAGGAUAUAAUGUAGUUUAUGUUAAAUCAUUCAUAAAUAAUAUUUUGAAAAGCAGCUUCAUAUACAACUACGUAGCAGAUAAAGAUAUGAAGAGGUUAUUGCAAGAAAUAAAUUUUUUAUUUUAUAAAUUACAGAUACAUAGUUAUGAAGAAGGAAAUUUAUCGAAAGAAGAAGGUGUCAUUACGAAUGUGUUGAGAGAAAGAUAUAUAGAAAAAAACAAAAAAAAAGACGAUCAACUUUACAUGCAGCAGCUUCAUAGUACAAUACAUGAUGAAAUAAAUAAAGCAGAUGUUUCCUUUAGAAAUAGUUGCAUAAAUUGCUCUGAAAAGGAUUGCAAUCGUUCGUUCAGUCAUAAAAGUACGGAGGUUAUUCUGAAAAUUUGGUUAAUCCCUUUGCAUUUAAUGUUUAUUAACAAAUGGAUGGAUACCCUUCUUGUAAAUUAUCUGCAUGAGAAUAAUUGCACUAGGGAAUAUUUCAUAAAAAAUAAUAUUCUUAUUAAAUGUGAAAAUGAUCUUGAAAAAAGGUUAUUCUUCCAUUUACAGUGUUUUUAUUACCUUUUUUUUGAAGUAGGGAGAGGUGGAGGAAAUAUUACAUAUGAUAACUAUGACCAGAUUAAUGAUACAUGCAAUAGUUCUACAAGUCAUCGUGAAGUAGGUAAUGGUUCAUUGCAUAUUGACACUUCACAUGGGUGUACUACACAUAAUAGUAGCAGUCGUGAUAACAGUACCAACAAGGACAGUUUAAACCAAGGGGACGUAAAGUUACUGCUCCAUAAUGUUCAAUGUGAGGAGAAAAGAACAGAACAAAACGACACUAUUUUUUUGAAUCAGAAAAAUAACACAAUUGAUGUUGCAAAGAAGAAGAUUAUUAUUUACCUCUAUAGGGACAAUGAUGAAAAUAUGGGAAAAUUUUAUUCGUAUUUAAAACGUAUUUAUAAAAAUGAGUGCAUUAGUUUUUUUAAUUAUGAAAGAUAUGUACACCACGAUAAUUCUUCUUUUAUAAUAUUAUUAUCCUAUGAAGAGUUUUUAAACUUGUCUUUCCAUUGGAAUAACAAUUCACUUAACAUUUUUGAACAAUACGUGAACAACAAGGUAAGUAGUGCAACAGAAUGCUCCAACUUGUUCAAGCUAUUUACAAAGCUCCUUACAAACCCGACUCGUAACAGCAAUAAUAUUGCAAUGGAGAUAAAAGGAAACUGCUAUGAUUACACAUUUAAAAUAUUUUUGGACGAUUUUAAUUUAAAAUAUAAUUAUGAAACUGGCGUAAUUGAAAAAAACUUAUAUGAGAAUCUUUUUUCAAUAAUAAAUUGGAAUGAAAAAAGAGCAGUAACGUUAUAUUUUUUGUCUUCUAAACAUUUCAAUUUGCAGUUAUUUAAAAUAUGGGUUGAAAAUAUCCAUAAAAACUGUACUUUUUUAAAUUUAACAAAAAAUAAGCAUUUUUUUGUAUUACAUAAAAAAUUUAUUCUGAAACUUGAUGAAAUAUGCGAUGCGUAUGAUGACGGCUCAAAUAAGCAGAGCGCAGAAGAGAAGGAAAAAAGACCUAUUGGAUCGAGCGUCGAAAUUACAACAGUAGAAAACAAGAUUCUUGGUCUUGUAAAAAAUAAAAAAAAAAAUAUCUCAAAUGAACGAGCAGCGAAAAGUUUGCUACUAUUUAAAAAUUGCAGAAAGGAUAUUAUUAUCAACUAUUUAAAAGAACAUAAUUUGUAUAAUUUAAACAAAUUAAAAAAAAAGGAUAAAAAAAUAAAAAGAAAAUUAAAUAUAGCUAGGAGAUUUUUCAAAAAAAAAAAAAGAUAUAAUAUGAACAACUUGGAAAUAUCGCAUUAUAUAGAUUUCAUUGUUAAUAAAAAAAAAAAAGGAAGUAUAUUUUUUAAAAAAAAAAUUAUUGAUCUGGAAUACAUAACAAAAGAGGAAAAUUUACAAUUACAAGACAAAAUUAAUAUAUUAACCAAGAAUGUGCAUAUUGCUUAUCAGGCUGAUAGUAUAAAUGAACAAGAAGGAUAUGAGUGUAAAGACAUUUUGUCGGAUAGAACUAUAUUAUCAAAUUGUCAUAGGAAAAAUAGCAAUUUCUCUUUUUUAAAAAAUCAACAACGGAAUAAUCUACAAACAGGGGAAAUUCCGAACGAUACUGAGGGGAAACAUGGUAGUAAUAAUUAUCUUGUAAAUGGAGACCAGCAUAUUUUUAAUCAAACAUAUGUGCGCCGCAAGACACAACAUGCGGUAAUUCUUCCACAGCAAAGUAAAUUUUGUGAAAAUAAAUUAAAAUUUUUUUAUUUGAAAAAAGACGAUAUAAUAAAACAAAAUGAUAACAGUUCAAUUAAUGAAACGGAAGUUGUGGAAAUAUAUCCAUGUAUUUAUUACAUAUUUAACACGGAAACAUUCCUAAAUUUUUCGACGGAGCUAUAUGAACGGAUGGAUGUUUUAGAUGAACUGUUCAUGCAAAAGUGCAGAUAUCUUUUAAAAAAAUAUGAACAUGUCAUACACAAAAAUUUGAAUUUUAAAAAAUAUUUAGCAAAAGGCCUUUUUUUAAUUAACCAAAAAUUAAACAAAUAUGAAAUAAAAUUUGUUAAAGAGUUAUUAAAGAAUAAUAUUUUGAAAGUUAUAUUAUCGUGUGUUGAUAUUUCAUCUGAGGGUAUCGAGGUGAACAGUGUGUUCAUCGAGGACGUUCAGGUACACAUGACGAAGAAGCGGAUACAAUAUAACCGACUGAUUGAUAUGAUAAACCAUUUUCAUAGUCACGUUUUUUACAAUGUAGAAUAUAAUGAGAAAAAUAGUUUUAGAGAUACAAAUUACGAGAGAGGUGGUAUGUCUCAUAUGCAUCGCGAUCGAAAUGAUAUUAAGGAUACACAUGAAGGAUUUAAGAACGGGGAAAGCGCGUCCGAUGACAUGCACAGGUUGCAUUUUAUUAAAUAUUUUAUUUUUCUAAAUUUUAGAAAUAUAUUUAGAAAGUAUACAUUGUCAAACAAUGAUCUGUUAAAUUUAUCAAAAAAUUCAAGAAAUUAUUUUUUAAUUCUGAAAAGGUAUGAAGAUGCUCCAGUACUUUUAAACAUACAAAAUCAUAAUUAUUUAAACCUAUCAAAUAUGCAUAAACCUAUAAUUAUUGAUUUUUAUUUUAACUUGUACUAUUUCAGUAUUAUUAGAGGUAUUUCUCUUCGUACAAGUGUUUUUGACAAUAUGAAGAAGGAUAGGGAAGAGCAUAUAAAGGAUUCCUUUAUUAUGGAUAAAUUUUAUAGUUCAUAUUGCAAAAGUUUGGAAGGGGACAAGGAAGGAAAAUUAUCUUAUUAUAUCAAUGAUAAUAUAAAUAGCUGCGCAAAAGAGGAAAGUCAAUUUAUUGUUUACAAGUUUUUUAGUAGUAAAUAUAGCAGGAGUGUACCAUCGGGAGGUCGUGAGCUAUUUAAUAUCAUUAGUAAUAUAGUAGAUACCUCAUUUAACAUUCAUAAAAUUUACAAAUAUAGACAAUUGAACGAAUCGAUAUUGAUAAAUAGUUAUAUACAUAUAAGUAACAAUAUAACAUACGCCAUAAACUAUUUUGAAUUUUUAUACUUUUAUUUUAUGAACAAUAAAAAUUUAGAGCACGUUUUUGAACAAACUAGAUACAGCUUUUUCAAUUUCCUUUUGAUGGAAAGGGUUAAAUACGAGAAGGAAUAUAUCAAAUAUAAUAAGGAAUACAAAAUAGCUAUAUAUAAGAAUAAAGUCGAGAAAAUAAAAAAAUAUUUCGAUGUAGACUAUGCUUAUAUGUAUUAUAACACAUAUAUUAAUUAUAACAAGCUAAAAAAAAGAAUUACGUGUAUGGUAAAGAAAUUAUACAAAGAAAAGUAUGACCUCCUGUUGAUGAAUCUAAAAAGUAAUUAUAAAAAUAAAGUGGUGUUAACAGUUUACAAGAGUCCUUGCAUAGUUUUAGAUAUAUAUAAAGCAAAAAAGGAAAAAACGGAAAAAACUGAAAAGAUGCAAAAUAAUUUAUACAUAUGUGUGAACGAUAUGAACGAGUUAUUCAUUUGCAACAUAUACUUUUUUUAUUCAGUUGUGAAAAAUGAGAAGUUGUAUAAUUAUAUAAAGGAAAAAAAUAAGCAUAUAAACUAUUUUGACCAUUUAUUUCUGAAAAGGGAAAUUCAAAGAUGCACAGUAUUUAGUAAGGAGCAUAACUUCCCCUUUGAUAUACACAAAAAGGGGGGGUCCAAAUGGAGGGAGCUAAAAACAGAAGAGGCGCAAAAUGGAGUAUCGCAAGUCGGAGAGCCGGAAAAAGAAUGCAACAGGUACGCCAUUAGUACAAGUGAAAAAUAUAUUUUUCAAUUUUUCGUUAAUAAAAUAAAAUUAAAUAACCCACAAAAUUAUGCGGAAAGGAAAAAUUAUGAUAAAAAGGAAGAAAAUUUUCAACAAGAUGGUACAGAAAAAUUAAUAAACAUUGACGAUAUACUUUUUAAUUCUUAUAAUGAAAGCUUAUAUUAUAUAAAAAAUUAUGCAGUCCUAUAUUUAAAAAAGUUGAAAAAGAUGAAAAAAGUGUUAUACUCACAAUAUAUAAGAAGGAAAAAGGAUAUAAGACAACAAAAAAAUAAAAAGGAAAAAAUUAUUUUAAAUAAUCUUCGAGCAUUUCAGUUGAGUGAACACAACAACAUGGAAAAUCACGAGAAAAAACUUUCCAAAUAUUACAGGAAAAUUCGUGACUUGAAUGAAGUGAAGAAAAAUUACAUAUUUCCUUACAGUAACUCAGGUGAUUUAAAUAAAAGUCUUUUAAAUAUUUCUCUUUUAAAUCACGAAGAAUGUAAGGAAAGAAACAAGGAUAAAAGUAAGAAAAUAUUAAGUAUAAAAAUUAUGCGUGCUCUAAGUAUGUACAAAAAAAAAAAAAAUAUCGGUAACAGAAACAGUUACUUAAAUGAAUUAAAUAAAAUAAAUCGCAUUUUUGGGAACAAAAAGAACACAAGUAUAAGCGAAUUUUAUAACAUCCUUUCGCUCCUCAAAAAUUUUAAUCUCAUAGACAAUUUAAAAAGUUAUAUAAAUCCUUAUAUAAAAAAUACUUUGUGGCUUUACAUAACAACACUAUACGUCAACCAUAAAUAUUCAUUAUGUGCAAAUGAAUUUAAUGUACAUCCUGAACUGUUAAUAAUUAUUUUUUAUAUCUGCUUCUCUAAAAAUAAGCCUGAUUAUGUGUGUAAUUAUUUGUCCUCCUUUCAAAUUUCAAAUGGUUUCCUACGCGAGGUGGUGACCGAUAUAUUUGCGUACAAAGAGCUGCUGUCAUUCGUUCAGCGGAGGUUUAAAAUUAAUAUAGAUAUUAUGUUUAACUUAUGCGAGCUUGAUGACGUUCUCGAAGGAUUGGUCCAUUUAAAAAAUGGGAGUUUUGGAAAUAUUAGCGAAAAUGUUGUAGCAAAACUAACUCAACUGACUUUGAUAUUACAAAAUGGAUUAUUACGAAAUUUUAAUAAAAAUAUAAAUAAAAUUAUUUUAAACUUUAUUAAAUAUAUCAGAGAAUUGAAAAAGUACAAAGAAGGUACAUAA